Eucalyptus grandis is the source of this 2380-nucleotide messenger RNA. RefSeq names its product probable serine/threonine-protein kinase PIX7. Gene Ontology annotation, biological process: protein phosphorylation. The record is from RefSeq and is a predicted model, not a curated record. Lineage: Eukaryota; Viridiplantae; Streptophyta; Magnoliopsida; Myrtales; Myrtaceae. Gene Ontology annotation, molecular function: protein kinase activity; ATP binding. Bases 343 to 1800 code for a protein of 485 amino acids. The transcript is spliced from 6 exons.
CCCCCCUCCCUCUCUCUCUCUCUCUCUCUCUCCUCUCUCUGAUCUCUCAACCUAUUCUUUUGACUAAUUUGGCUGAACAAGAUUGAUUUUUUGGGUGACAGACACACACACAACAACUGUUCAUCGGUCUUUAUCAUUAGAUAUGACCUUGGGGAAGAAUUCCCAACCCUUCUCUUUUGUGCUCAUCUUCUGGGGGGGAUUUUGUUUGUGAGCUGAUUGAAGAUCGUUCAGCCGAAAAUUUUAGCUGGGUUUGGGUUUGUAUGAGGAGAAGAGAAGUUGGGUUUUCUGCCUUCUUUCUGUGGGUGUCGUGAGAGUUGCUGUUGUUGCAGAGGUUGGUGUUAGAUGGGGUUAGGGCCUGAUUCGAUAAAGGUGGAGAAUUGGGCUUUGGAGAAAUCAAAGGAAAGAGAAGAGAAAAGGGAGAGGGGGAAAAAGAAGAAGAGGGAUGGGUGUUGUUGGAUCAAGUUGAGGUUCAUGGAGAGAUGUUCUUGCAUGCCUUUUAGAUCAAAGGUCAAUAGCUCCAUCAGCGGAAUCAGUACUACUUAUGUGGAAAGUAAGUCGACCAACUCAAAAAGUGCAGAUGAACCAGUUGUUCCGGUAGUCUCCUCUACUAUUACUAGCAAUGCAGAAAGCACUUCAUCAACACCUAUGUUCAGUGAGGAACUCAGGGUCGCAUCCCAUCUCCGGAAGUUCACAUUUAUUGAUCUUAAAUUAGCGACGAGAAAUUUCAGACCUGAGAGUCUUCUUGGCGAGGGUGGAUUUGGAUGUGUCUUUAAAGGUUGGAUAGAGGAGAAUGGAACUGCUCCAGUGAAACCUGGCACAGGCCUUACUGUUGCGGUCAAAACCCUUAAUCACGAUGGACUUCAGGGUCACAAAGAGUGGCUUGCUGAAAUUAGUUUUCUUGGUAAUCUUCGCCAUCCCAAUCUAGUCAAGUUGAUUGGUUACUGCAUUGAAGAUGAUCAAAGACUGCUAGUCUAUGAGUUUAUGCCUCGAGGAAGUCUGGAGAAUCACCUCUUCAGAAAAGGGUCCCUGCCUCUUCCGUGGUCAAUCAGACUUAAAAUUGCCCUUGGUGCUGCCAAAGGGCUUGCUUUUCUUCAUGAGGAAGCUGAAAGACCCGUUAUAUACCGUGAUUUUAAAACAUCCAACAUUCUUUUGGAUGCGGAUUACAAUGCCAAACUCUCGGAUUUUGGACUUGCCAAAGAUGCUCCUGAGGGAGAUAAAACUCACGUAUCCACCCGAGUUAUGGGAACUUAUGGUUAUGCAGCACCAGAGUAUGUAAUGACAGGUCAUUUGACAUCAAAGAGUGAUGUUUACAGCUUUGGAGUUGUCCUACUGGAGAUGUUGACUGGUCGAAGAUCCAUGGAUAAGAACCGACCAAAUGGUGAACACAAUCUAGUGGAAUGGGCAAAGCCGUUUCUUGAGGACAGGAGGAGGUUUUAUCGGCUAAUUGAUCCCCGUCUUGAGGGACACUUCUCAAUCAAAGGCGCCCAGAAGGCUUCUCAGCUGGCGGCCCACUGCCUCAGACGGGACCAAAAAGCCAGACCUCGCAUGAGUGAAGUUGUUGAAGCUCUGGAGCCUCUGCUUAACCUCAAGGAUAUGGCCAGUUCCUCCUACUUCUUUCAGGCCAUGCAAGCUGAACGCUCCAGGUCCAAUCCGAAUGCUAAGAAUGGCAUCAGGACUCAGGGAGGGUUCGUGGUGAUCAGGAAUGGGCAACCAGUGAGGAGUCUAUCAAUACCGCACGGUACCCAUCCUUCUCCAAAUAACAUUCCCCGCCUCUCUCCAAAACCCAAUGGAAAAGUAUGAGUCCGACCCCACACAAACUUUCCAUAUACAUUGUUUGUAGUCCCUCUUAAGGAUAUCACGACGAUUGGAGGUCGCGUAAUUUCGAGAGAGGCUGACAUUGCUUCCAUCGACCAAUUCGACAAAAGCAAUGCAGUUAACUGUCUUGUGGCUGCUUUGUCCAUUCACCUGUGGUGAAGGCAUGAUCCUAUCUUUCCCCAGUUCUGUGACUUGCGUAUGUUGUAUCUGAGCUAUGUAGGCAGUAGCAAUUGGAAGAGAUUUCAAGGUAGGCGAGCUGGUUGUAAUUUAAAGAGAAGGAUGUCAUCGUCAUGUAAAUUCUCGAGGUGGACAAAGAUUAGGAUCGUGCAUUGAUGCGUCAUUCCCCUUAGGAUAUGAUGCUUUUCACUCUGGGACUGAUGCUUAAUGCCUUCGUCCUUCUUGUGUUUCUCCUUCUUGGUUCAUCAGAAGCAGCACUUGUAUAAUGUUUUCGACUUGCAUAAGAUUGCAUUGUAACACUUUUUUAUUUGAGCCAAGAGUCUUCUUGGCACGAAUGUAGGUAUGAUGCCUUUCAUUGAUUUCCUAGUGAUGAUGCCGAAUUCCUCCA